Messenger RNA from Anopheles maculipalpis, 2301 nucleotides. Its product is annotated as sodium-independent sulfate anion transporter-like. The record is from RefSeq and is a predicted model, not a curated record. Gene Ontology annotation, cellular component: membrane. Gene Ontology annotation, molecular function: sulfate transmembrane transporter activity. Lineage: Eukaryota; Metazoa; Arthropoda; Insecta; Diptera; Culicidae. The transcript is spliced from 5 exons. Bases 92 to 2131 code for a protein of 679 amino acids. Gene Ontology annotation, biological process: transmembrane transport.
AUCAGUUAGUUGAUCGAUAGCAUUCGGGUGGGCAGGACAUUUGCCGUACGAUUACAAUCGCGUCGAAAGUUCUCGGUUUCGGUUUUUCAAUAUGGCUAAAGACGAUUCGCCAGAACCAGCUACAAGCAGCACGUUUAGCCUUACAAUCCCUCGGAUUAACGUUCGACGAACGUCCAGCGACACCCAGCUGGAUAAGGUCCAGAUCAAAUCGGCCUCGGUCUACAACAUUCACGGUCUGAGCGGCUCACAACACUCGCUCAGUGUGCCUCCGAUUCACAAGGAUGUCGUUGGCUAUCGGGGCAGCAACGAGUUUAUCUUAACGGACGAUAAACAGUCAACGAUGGAUCAGAUCAAAUCCAUCGGUCCUUGGUUCCGGCGCAAGUGCAAGAACAUGUGCCGGCGCAAGAUCCUUUACAAACGAGUUCCGGUACUAAACUGGCUGCCCAAGUACAACAUGGACGACGCAGUGGGAGAUCUCGUGGCGGGUAUUACCGUUGGUCUCACUGUCAUCCCGCAAGCGCUCGCCUACAGUAACAUUGCCGGUUUACCUGCCGCGUACGGUCUGUACGGUUCCUUCGUUGGUUGCUUCGUCUAUAUCCUGCUCGGCUCGUGCAAGGACGUCCCGAUGGGACCCACGGCAAUUGCAUCACUCCUCACCUUCCAGGCUACCGAUGGUGUAUGGCAGCGGGCCGUACUGUUGUGCUUCCUGUCCGGAAUUAUCGAGCUACUGAUGGGACUUUUUGGACUUGGCUUCCUCAUCGAUUUUGUAUCCGGUCCCGUGAGCUCCGGGUUCACUUCUGCCGUUUCGUUGAUCAUCCUUAGCUCCCAGGUGAAAGAUCUGCUGGGAAUUGUCGCCAAAGGAAACACGUUCAUCGAGCAAUGGUCAUCCAUUAUCGAUGACAUACACAACACCCAGGUCGGGGAUGCGCUGAUGGGUUUCAUCUGUAUUGUGGUGCUUCUACUGAUGCGACUCUUGCCACGCAUUAAGGUUGGACCUCCGGAUGCUUGCGAUCAAUCCGUGGUGCAAAAGAUAAUCAAUAAGUCUCUGUGGCUUAUCGGUACGGCACGAAAUGCAAUCAUUGUGGUUGUGUGCGGUGGUAUCGGUGCUGCAUUCUACGAGAACGGAAAGGAACCAUUCCGCAUGAUUGGAGACGUACCGAGUGGUCUGCCAAGUGUACAGGCACCACCGUUUUCUGUACCGGAGAUGAAGGAUGCGAAUGGAACGAUCAUACAAGAGUACGAGAGCUUCGGAGAUAUGCUGCAAGGACUUGGAUCAAUGCUCAUCGUCAUACCGUUGAUUGCGCUCCUGGAAAACAUUGCCAUCUGCAAGGCUUUCGCCGAUGGAAAGCCUGUAGAUGCCACACAAGAACUCAUUGCUAUCGGUGUGUCCAACAUUGCGAACUCCUUCGUUCAAGGAUAUCCCGGUACGGGUGCCCUUUCGCGUGGCGCAGUCAACAAUGCCAGCGGAGUGCGCACACCGUUCGGUGGACUUUACACCGGACUACUUGUCAUCCUUGCCCUGCUGUUCUUCACACCAUACUUUUUCUACAUCCCUCGGGCAGCCCUAGCAGCAAUCAUUAUUGCAGCCGUUAUCUUCAUGAUUGAAGUGCGUGUCGUAAAGCCGAUGUGGAGAAGCAAGAAAACGGAUCUUAUCCCAGGAAUUGCCACCUUCAUCGCCUGUCUUGCACUACCGCUCGAGUACGGUAUUCUGGUCGGUAUUGGGUUGAACAUACUGUUCAUCCUGUACCAUGCCGCACGGCCAAAGAUUCACAUGGAUCAAGCCGUUACACCGUGCGGAGUAAAGUAUCUCAUGCUAACACCUGACCGCUGCCUCAUCUUCCCCUCGGUCGACUACGUCCGUAACCUGAUCAACAAGCACGGUCUCAAGAGCCAGAUUCCGGUCGUAAUCGACUGUACGCACAUUUACGGUGCAGAUUUUACAGCGGCCCAAGUUAUCGACACACUCAUCAAAGACUUUAAGAGUCGAAACCAACUGCUGCUAUUCCUGAACCUUAAACCCUCAGUUGGAAAUGUGUUUGAAGGCGCUGAUCUCGAGUAUCGUGUGUUCUACGACUUUGAGCAGCUGGACAAAGCGAUUCAAGAGUGUCGUCGAAAGAGCAUCCCGGCUUGAUGGGUUGACCAUAGCACUGUUCCUGAGCAUAUACAUUGAGACUCUUACAAAAAGACACAAGUGAUCUGUACAUUUUAGCGAUAAAGACAACCCGAACGCAUGACGGCGUUUGUUUCUAGUACUAUUUCUUAGGUUAAUGCACCAGUUCCUGUCGAGUGUCAUACCUACGU